GUUCCAAAUCCCAGCUCCCAAACCCUACACAGCCGAGAGAGAAAGAGAGGGAGAGCGAGAGAGAUGAAGUACAAUCCAAGAGUCACCAGCUCUCGCCGGAAAUGUAGGAAGGCGCACUUCUCCGCGCCAUCCAGCGUCCGCCGUGUGUUGAUGAGCGCACCCCUUUCUACAGAGCUGCGCAGCAAGUACAACGUCCGGUCAAUCCCAGUCCGAAAAGACGAUGAGGUACAGGUUGUUCGUGGUACCUACAAGGGCCGUGAAGGUAAGGUUGUUCAGGUCUACCGUCGCAAGUGGGUUAUCCAUAUCGAGCGGAUCACUCGUGAGAAGGUUAAUGGGCAAACAGUCAAUGUAGGCAUCAACCCUUCAAAGGUUGUCGUCACUAAGCUCAAGCUUGAUAAGGACAGGAAGUCGUUGCUUGACCGGAAGGCGAAGGGCCGUUCCGCUGAUAAGUCAAAGGGAAAGUUCACCGAGGAUGAUGUAGCCGCCGGUGCCUCUCUCCAAGAGAUCGAUUAGGUUUUUCAUUUUUCUGGUAUCUUAUUAAAUGCUUCUUUUGAAUAUGUUAUGUUACAUUGAGGAUUGUUUUUGGGAAUUCUUGUUGAUCCUACAGAUUUCAUCAGUUUAAUGCGCUUUACCUUACUUUAUCACGAA
This is a messenger RNA of Lactuca sativa (garden lettuce), 648 nucleotides long. Its product is annotated as large ribosomal subunit protein uL24z. Gene Ontology annotation, molecular function: structural constituent of ribosome; RNA binding. Gene Ontology annotation, cellular component: large ribosomal subunit; ribosome. NCBI's taxonomy places the organism in Eukaryota, Viridiplantae, Streptophyta, Magnoliopsida, Asterales, Asteraceae. Gene Ontology annotation, biological process: translation. The record is from RefSeq and is a predicted model, not a curated record.